Molecule: messenger RNA, 808 nt
Organism: Hydra vulgaris (swiftwater hydra)
Lineage: Eukaryota; Metazoa; Cnidaria; Hydrozoa; Anthoathecata; Hydridae
Product: adhesion G protein-coupled receptor B1
Source: RefSeq, a predicted model, not a curated record
GGGGUUGUCGUAUAACUAGAUACAACUGGUUUGAACAUUAUCCAAUUAUGUAGUCUUUACAUUUCCUUAUAAAUACAUCAGACAUUGGUUCAUUUACUCAUACGUUUCAAUAGUACUGUAGUUAGUUUCUAUAAAUAUUGUUUUGAUAAAAUGAUUUGGAAAAUUUUCAUUUUAUGUUUGACAUUUCAGCUUCAAAAAAGUUCAACUCAGGAUUUAAGUAACUGGUCAGAAUGGGGAAAAUGCUCCUCUACUUGUCAACUGGAUAUGAUACCAAAAGAAACUAGGACACGCAGUUGUUCACCCGAUUCUUUAAAUGAUUGUAACGAUGAACCAUUGAUUGAAUAUCGUAAUUGUAAGGAAAGCGUUCCUUGUCCAGGACAUUUAAGUGUUUGGACAAAUUGGGGACCAUGUUCUGCUACUUGUCAAGAGCGUGGCUCUGAACCAUUCCAAAAACAAACCCGCACCUGUACAGACACUUCUUUUGGCGGCAAUUGUGGUGGAGCUGUCUUAUCGGUUCUGCAAUUUUGCAAUACUGCUGUUCCUUGUCCAGGUACUUUAAGUGAAUGGAAGGAAUGGGGAAAAUGUUCUUGUCAACUGGGUGAAACUAAACCAUCGCAACAAAGACGACGCACCUGUAAAGGCGCUUCUUAUGGUGGUGAUUGUAACAAACAACUGUUAAAGGAAGUUCGAGUUUGUAAAGAUUUGGCUUCUUGUCCAAAAGUAUAAAGUGAGGGUCACGAGAAACGAAAUUGUCACUUUCGACGUUAAACAAUAUGAUAGUAAAUGAAAAUAUAAAGUUUAGCAAGAA